This is a messenger RNA of Gryllus bimaculatus (two-spotted cricket), 2961 nucleotides long. NCBI's taxonomy places the organism in Eukaryota, Metazoa, Arthropoda, Insecta, Orthoptera, Gryllidae. The record is from the annotation of a GenBank genome assembly.
CCAAGUUGCCUUGUCUCGCAAUCACAGUUCCAUGUCAAUGGUGAGACUCUGGUCCUCGGCUUCAACAAUUUACAUGAAGCCACCUGGAGUUCAGCCAAUACAAAAUUAACAAAUGGAAUCUGGAACAAAUUUGUGUCAAAGUUACAUCACUGUACUCACCAGCAAUUUAAUAUGUUCAGCAAACCAUUUCGUGUGAAAUCCAACUCUCAGUUGAAAGGAUCAGAAAGAAAGAAAUUUCGGGCUGAACUUCUUAAAAACUUCUCAACUCUCACUGAAGAGGAUUUGCCAGAAAUAAUUCAAAAUAAGGAAGUUGUGAUUUCAAUGAAAGUUCUCUGCCAUUCAGGGGAGCAUGUCUUGGUGUAUUGUGUGCAGAAACUUCCUAUUGUAUUUGAAGUGGAUGGAAUUAUGUUUCCAACUGUUUACAUGUUAUGGAAAAUUCCAAAUCUUCUGUACACAUUCACUACAUGGCCUCAAGUUCUUCCUAAGCUUACUGGAGGAGCAGAUCUUAUGUUGCCCGGUGUUGUACUGAAAGAUGGAUUUCAUGUAAAAGCGUUUGGUAAAUUAGAGAAAGGGGAAAGAGUAGCUGUAAAUUUAUCCAACAAUAGCGCACCUAUUGCUGUAGGACGAACUGCUCUAUCUAGUAUGGACAUGUAUAUGUCAGCAAAGCGAGGAAAAGCUGUAAACAUCCUUCAUUUUGUUGGAGAUGAAUUGUGGGGAUAUGGAACAAAAUUACCCACUCCUAAUCUAGGUCCUCCUGAAGGAUUUGAAGUUCUUGGGUCAGAUGAAGAAGCUGAAGGAACUGGAUCAGUAGAAAAUAAAUCACCAGACGAGAAUGAGGGAUUGGAGCAGUCCAAAGGGGAUGAAAAUAUUCCCAAUGUAUGCGAUUUACAAAUAGCAUCCAAUGAACCUGUACAAGAUGAAUCUUCAGUGAAGCUACAGGAAGAUAAUGCAACAGAUGAUGGUGAUAUACAAAAUAAUUUGUCAAUCAGUAAGGAAGAGCCUGAAACAAGUGGUGUGUCUGGCAGCACUGAACAAGGAGAGAGAGAAAUUAUGGAUGAAUUAGUAGAAUAUUGUUUCCUAAAAGCUCUUAAUACAUCAGCAAAGAAAGCAGAUUAUCCUAUGCUAUCAAGCAAAUUUUAUAAAUUACAUAUGUUACCUGCUUGUCCAUCAGAUAAAACAUUAGACAUUAAAAAAUCCAGUCAUAAAAAAUUAAGUGUAUUUUUGAGUAAGAUGAAUGUGCUGGGUGUAGUUUCUGUGAAGGAAUUGACUAAAGGUGUGGAAAGUAUUAUGAAUGUUAAUAUCAGCCAUGAACUGAUACGGAAUUUUGUUGACAUCUUUGCUCAAGAUGAGGCUGGUGCAAGUAGUUCACAGAUGGUGGCCUUGGACUCUAAUUGCCGUCCAGAGAUUACUGAAAUGUAUGUGGUCACUGCUGCAGUGCUACCAAUAUUCAGCAAAUUUGACUUGAAGUUGGUGAAAGUAAAUGAAACUCUUUCAAAUGUGCUUGGUAACAAAGAAAUUGAGAGUAUACAAUGGGAUGAAUUAUUCACUAAAAUUAUUAGUCGAAUGACUCGUUCCUACCAAAUGUCCUUUUCUGGUCAUAGUUCCGUUUUGAAUAAGGGCAAAUUAGAACCUAUUGACAUUCAAGUGGGAAAGAGGACAGGAAAUAAAAAGGUAACCUUGAUUAACAACUUAGAAUUGUAUGGAAUUAAUCUUACGGAAUUUGCUAGAGAAUGUCAACACGGGGUAGCUGCGAGCACUAGUAUUAGCAAUGUCCCAGGGAAGAAAAGCGCACAACUUAUGGUGCAAGGAAAUCAAGUGCUGUUUGUUGGAAACCUUCUGACAGGAAAAUACCAAAUUCCCAAGCGUUAUAUACGUGGACUUGAACUUGCUCCAAAGCAAAAAAAGUAAAAUGAUUUCCCAGAAAUGGUCUUGAUGCUGUUGCAACACCUAUGUGGAUCAUCACGUGCUAUUCAACAAAUUGGUUUCCUGUAAAUUACUCUAGUAAAUAAUACUUGGAGGAAAAUGUAUAGAAAAUUUGUUAUGCUUGUUCACUAAAAAAAUUAUUUAUAAUUUGAAGAGGAGGUAAUAUGCCCAAAUACUAUGAACAGAAUUUUGAAUAAUUGAAAUGUAAUAUAAUACUUACAUAUUUAUCCUGUAAGUUCAUGUAUACAUAUGUAAAAAAAGAAACUUAUACAGUGGUCCAAUUUCAUGGUUGAAUGCAUCUUUGGAAAAAAGAUCUACAAUGAUGGAAAAUAAAUAAAGAAAAAAACCAAGUAUUUAUGUAAAAUAUUUUUAAAAUAUUAGUCAUUGCAGCUGGCUAGUCUUUUGUUGAACUUUUUAACAUUUUUUAGACGAUGUAGUACAAUGGUAUGUUGAUAAUUUACGUUCCAAAUGUCUACAUUUCUAAGAGCAUACAAAUUCACAAUAUUAUUGAGUAAAGAGUUAAACAGAAAUCUUGUCAGCUGUAAAAUUGUAAUUGAACUUUCUGCAAUACCAUGGAUUGACUUUUAUUAGUUUCCACAAAAAUUAUCGCAAAUCAUCCAUAAUAAUGAUCACAAAUUUAUCAAUUAUUAUCCUUCUCCUUUCUGUAAGAAUACUAUAGACAAAUUAUUUUCGGCCCAGAAGAUAAAUGCACAUUGGUUACAUGAAGCGUCCUGAUGUAAUUUUCAUUUUAUGCACCAGAGUCUACUCUACUUGGUUGCGUAUCUUUGGUUUUAAACAUAGCUUUAAUCAUGUCUUUAUGGAGUAAAAAGAUUCUGGCUGGCUUUCGGCCCUAUUUUGUACAUCUUCCAGCCCACAUUUUUGCUCUUCAUUUUGCUUCCUUUUUGUAGGGGUCAAUGGAUUUUUAAUUAGCCCAUUCAAAUGGUGGUUGCAAUAAUUGUGAUUACAAUUGCUUUGGUAUAUUUUAAAUUAACCAUGACAUUGAACUCCACUUUGCAGUAGGUGGCCAAAUUAUUAGGG